Molecule: messenger RNA, 3828 nt
Organism: Poecilia reticulata (guppy)
Lineage: Eukaryota; Metazoa; Chordata; Actinopteri; Cyprinodontiformes; Poeciliidae
Source: RefSeq, a predicted model, not a curated record
AGUGGAGUUGGACCUUUGACUGUCCUCUGAGACAAAGCCUCAGCAUGGUGCAGCUGUGAGAAACGAUGGCAGGAGCAAUAGAGCUGCUAGAAUCUUUGGAGGACUUGGGAGACAAAGAAUUUAAGAAGUUUAAGUGGUACCUGCAGCAGGCAGAGUUCCUGAAAGCCAUCCCGUCCAUUCCAAAAUGCCAGCUCGAGAGUUCAGAUCGUGAGGAUACCGUGGACCUGAUGGUGCAAACCUACAGCCGCCGGUGUGUGGAGGUGGCCAGGAUGGUUUUACAGAGGAUGAAUAGGAAUGAUCUGGCAGAGAAGUUGUCAAAUGCUGCAUCCAAGGCUGCAGGGGAGGUUUCUCCAACAGAAGCCUGCAGUCAUGAGGUCAUUUUUGGAAAUAAGGGGGUUGAAGUCCUGCCCAAGAACACGCUGGUGUCCAACGGAGCAGGAAAUCAACCCACUGAGUCAACUGAGGAACAGCCUCUCUACUCUUCUGAUUCAUCUUCACCACAGCCGUCUGAUGAGCCAGUUCCUGCCACAUCUGGGGAAACUGAAGGACUAAUGAACUCAUCACCAAACAAUCUGUUCUCUCCUGUUUCUGUGGUGGUCAGCAGUGAUGAAGGGAAUGAAGCAGAUUUAUUUAUUUGUCCGAUAGUCAUUCCACCAGUCACAAAGCAACGCGAAGGUGUGAAGAUGUCAGCACUGCCUUGUCCACAAACCACAUCAAGCCCGGCUGUGCUGCAGUCUAACCUCCAGAACAUGUUCAUAUCUGUGAAAGAUGAUUGGUUGGAGAAGCAUGACGAGGAGACCCUGUGCUACCUGAAUCCAGAGCUGUUCAUCACCGAUGAUGAUGCCACAGGCUCAGAAACAGAAACAUCUAAACCGGUGAAUGUCAGCAACAUGUUUCAACAUCUGUCCAGAAGAGGCAAAUCCAACAAAACAGUGGUGACCAAAGGGUGUACUGGCAUCGGCAAAUCCUUCCUAGUGCAACAGUUUAUGUUGGAUUGGGCUGAAAAGAGAUUCAAUCAAGAAUUUCACCUCGUUUUCCCUUUUGAUGCUCGUCAGUUGUAUUUAUGGAGAGGAGAGAGGUUUACUCUGGCAGAGCUAAUUCACACAGUCGUUCCGGGAAUGUCGUCCAGCGGCAUUACGGAGGAGACUCUGAACGCAAUCUUCACAGAUUUACAAAAUGUGAGAAAAACCAGUUGUGACAGCAGUGAAUUCAAACUUUUGUUUAUCAUUGAUGGUUUGGAUCAGAAUUUCCUGGAGUUUGACUUUAUCAGCAGGACAAAUAAAUCGAACGCAAGAAAGUCAAGUAGAGUAGAGGUGCUUCUGACUAAGCUCAUUAUGAAGAAAUUGCUUCCAGCUGCUCACCUCUGGAUUACCACACAAUCUGAAACAGCCAGUCAGAUCCCUUUUGAGUUUGUUGACAUGGUGACGGAGCUGAGAGGGUUCAGCGACCCACAGAGAGAGGAGUACUUUAGGAAGAGAUUCAGAGAUGAGCCACGGGCCAGAGAAAUAAUCUCCCACAUCAAGACAUUAAAAAUGAUUAAUUUCCUGUGCCGCAUGCCAGUUUUCUGCUGGAUCACUGCUGUAGUUCUGGAGAAUCUGUGGGAAACAAGAGAGAGAGGAGCUCUUCCCAGCACCAUGACAGAGAUGUACACAGAGUUCCUGGUGGUUCAGAUCAACCACAUGAAGGAAAAGUAUGAUACUGGAAAGUGCAUCAUGUACAUCAAGUCUCUGGCCAAACUGGCCUUUAAGCAGCUCCUCAGAGAUAACACUGUAUUUACUGAUGAGGACUUAAGAAGCUGUGGCCUUACAGUGACAUCAGAGCGCUCUGAAUGGUUCAAAGAGAUCUUCAAGACAUUUUCUGGAAAGACGUCAGACAAUUACCCGAAGAUGAUUUCUUGUUUUACUCAGUCCAGCAUUCAGAAGUUUCUUGCCGCUGUUCAUGUGAUCACUUCCCUGGUCUCCAACAACAAAAAUGUGAUGCUUGAGUCAUGGAUGACAGUUGAGAACUGGCUCCCCUGUUUCCCCAGAACCUCGACAACAAAACUUCAUAAAACGGCACUGAAGAGAACCUUGAAAACUCCAAAUAAACGGCUUUUUUUGUUCCUACGGUUCGUCAUGGGUCUUUCUCUGCAGACAAAUCAGUUUCUCCUACAUGACCUGCUGGCACCAACAAGAAGUACCUCAUGGUCCAACCAGAAAAUAAUUAAGUACAUUAAGCGAAAAAUCAGUGCGAGUACAUCACCAGAAAAGAUCUUAAUAAUGUUUCUCUGUCUGAAUGAGCUGAGGGAGGACUCUGUUGUGGAGGAGAUCCAAACGUGCCUGAGAUCACAACGUCUUUCCAAGGAUAAACUAUCAGCUGAUCAGUGGUCAGUUCUGAUCUUAAUCUUACUAUCAUCAGAAAAACAUCUGGAUGAGUUUGACCUGAGCAAAUACUCUGAGUCAGAGGAGGUUCUGCUGCAGCUCAUGCCAGUCCUGGAAGCCUCCAGAAAAGUUCUGUUAACGGGCUGCAGAUUAUCAGAGCGACCCCUGGAAGCUCUUUCUCUGGUUCUCAGUUCUCAGUCCUCCAGUCUGAGAGAACUGGACCUGAGCAACAGUGACCUGCAGGAUUCAGGAGUGAAGCUGCUCUCUGUUGGGCUGCAGAGUCCAAACUGUAAACUGGAAAGUCUCAAGAUGUGUAACUGUUUGGUUGCGGAGGCUGGGUGUGAUUUUUUGGCUUCAGCUCUGAACGCCAACCCAUCCCACCUCAGAGAACUUGACCUGAGUCACAACAAUCCAGGAGAGGCAGGGAUGGAGCAGUUAGCCGCUGGACUACAGGACCCAACCUGGAGGCUAGAGACGCUGAGGUUGGACCACUGUGGAGAGCAAAAGCUGCAGCCUGACAUCAGGAAAUAUACCUGUGAACUUGAGCUGGACCCAAACACAAUAAGCCAAAACCUCAAACUGUCCAAAAACAGGAGGAAGGUAUUUUCAGGUUACCAUGAGUAUCCGGAUCAUUGUGAAAGAUUUGACUUCUGGCCCCAGGCGCUGUGUAAACAUGCUCUGCCUGGUCGUUGUUACUGGGAGGUGAAAUGAAAAGGACUGGUUGACAUAGCUGUUAGCUACAGAGGAAUCCGCAGAAAAGGAAACACUUUUGAAUCUCUGUUCGGAAGAAAUGACAAGUCCUGGACUCUGACAUGCUUCCUCAACAGUUUUGGUGUCUUCCAUGACAAAGAAAAAAAGGAAAUCCGUUUGCCUUCUCGUGUUUAUGACAGAGUAGCCGUCUAUGUGGACCAUCCUGCUGGUAUUCUGUCCUACUAUCUGGUCUCCUUUGACACAUUGAUCCACCUCCACACCUUCCACACCACAUUCACCGAAACACUUUAUGCUGGAUUUGGAUGUGAUCGGGAGAACGCACUUGACUGGUUCAGAAUUAGGUCUUCAGUGUCCAUCUGUUCACCGUUAGUAGAUGAGUCUGCAGAAACUGCUGCUGAGCAGACAUCAACUACUUAGUUAGUAAAUAUGUUGUUUAAUGUCUACUAAUUCAAAAUGACAGUAAACUUGUUCAUAUGUUUGGGUUUUUUUUAAGUAUAAACAGGAGUUUGUGUUGCUGUUUCUUUUCAAUGUUUUAAUUAGAUUAACAAGAUGAAAACAUUGACUGGUUCCAGGUUGGAAGAAAAAUCUUGUCCAAGUUUGAGCAAUGCAAUUUAUUUUUGAUUAAAACAAAAACAUUUCUUAUGUAUUCAAAUAAAAUAGUCAUCCAUGUCUGAUUAACUUUUUUCCUCAUUAAUCUCUUAACCCAACUGAGACUUUAUUUUACCCAACUUUUAUUUUAUUUUAUCUGUUCUACUGA